GUAUAAAAGUAGUUUUUAAUACAAAACAGAACAUUUUGUUGGUGCAACUGCCUUUUAACGGUUCUCUUCAAAUUCUAGUAUUCAACCAUGCAUUUCGUAAAAGACGACGUCGUUAUUUCCGGAGUUGGGGGCUACUUCCCCAAAUCCUUAAACAUCGAAGAGUUCAGAGACCGGCUCCUCAACAAUGAAAACCUCAUGGAAAGCCGUUGGAAGGCAGGUGAAAGAGGUGUUACAAACGUCAUCGGCAAAGUCCCAACUGAGUUCUUUGAUAACGCCUACUUCGGGAUCCAUCGUCAACAAUGUACCUUCAUGGAUCCCAUGCACCGUCUUAUCCUAGAAAGAACAUACGAAGCUCUCAUAGAUGCCGGUGUCAACCCCAUCGAGCUAAGGGGUAGAAGAAUCGGUUGUUUCAUGGCGUCGUCGGUAGGUGAAAACGACAAUCUCUUCUUGGAGUCGGUCAUCAGUGGUUUUGGGGUUACGGGACAUUCGCGUGCCAUGAUGCCAAAUAGGGUUUCAUAUUGGUUGGAUAUUAAAGGUCCGAGUGUGGCCUAUGAUAGUAAUUGGGUUGGCGGUAUUGAGGUUUUGCGAUUGGCUUAUGAAGCGAUCAAAACUGGUCAAUGUGAAGCAGUUAUUAUAGGAACGGCUAAUUUGGCACUGAAUUCGGAAUUCCAGUGGCUGUACAACGACAUGGGUCUUCUAUCACCAGAUGGUACUAACAAGUGCUACGAUGUUGAUGCCCAGGGUUAUGCCAGAAGUGACGGAAUCGUGGUAAUGUACCUACAAAAAUCUAGCGAAGCCCGACGUCACUACGCCACCGUUGUCAACGUGGCAACCCAAUUCGAUGGUGACCGCGAAGGGACUCUUCUCGACAUCGACGCCAACAACAUGGCCGAAUUCAUCAGCGACUUCUACAAACAAACUGACGUGGACCCGAACGAAGUCGAGUUCGUGGAAGCCUACGGUAGCGCUCUUAAAGAAACAGACCGUAAGGAACUCGAGGCUUUAGAAAAAGUCUACUGCAAGAACCGCAAAAAUCCUCUUCUGAUUGGUUCCGUUAAACCCAACACGGGUCACAGCGAAGCCUCCGCCAGUCUUUUCAGCAUAGUGAAAGUUUUAGUAGCUAUGGAAACCGACACGAUACCCGCUACACUACAAUUCAAGACACCCAAUCCAGAAAUUGCGCCUUUGGUCAACGGAAACAUUAAAGUAGUUACGGAAAACCAAAAAUGGGGAGUUAAAUACGCCGCGGUUAACUCAAUCGGGCUCGAUUCUUACUACGGUCACGCUUUGUUGAAAGCAAACCCGAAAAGAAAGGAGACCCUUGAGGUCCAAGACGACAUCCCUAGGUUGAUCCUGGCAUCCACUAGGACCGAAGACGGGAUAAAAGGAAUUUUAGAAACAAUUAAAGCUAGACCGACGAUCGAUCCAGAGUACGUUAAACUGAUUCAAGACCUCUACUCGAAGCCGAUUUCGGGCCAUUUAUACCGAGGCUACACUUUGCUAGGGUUGAAAGAACCGAAGGAAGAAACUGAAUACUUCGUGGGGAACAAGCGCCAAAUUUGGUUCGUGUACGCGGGAAUGGGCAGCCAAUGGUGCGGCAUGGUCAGCGAUUUUAUGAAAUUCCCAGUCUUCGCCAACGCGAUUAACAAAUGCGUUGAAAUUUUGCAACCCAAAGGAGUAGAUUUAAUGCACAUCCUUACCACUUCUGACAAAAAUAUCUUUGAUAACAUUUUACACUCGUUUGUGGGAAUUGCGGCGAUUCAAAUCGGUCUGACUGACGUUCUGAGAGCUAUUGGGAUAGUCCCAGAUGGUAUUAUUGGUCACUCGGUGGGUGAACUGGGUUGUGCCUACGCCGACGGUUGCAUGACCGCCGAAGAAAUGAUUUUAGCCGCUUAUUCCAGAGGGAGAGCCUCGAUUGAAGCUAAUCUGAUCAGAGGGAUGAUGGCCGCUAUAGGAAUGGGCUACAACCAAAUCAAGGAUAAGUGCCCACCUUCCAUCGAAGUCGCGUGUCACAACGGCCCCGACAGCUCAACCCUGUCCGGUCCAACUGAAGAUAUGGAAAAGUUCGUCAAAGAACUCCAAGACCAAGGGAUUUUCGCCCGUCUGGUCAACGUAUCAAACAUUGCUUACCACAGUCGUUACAUUAAACCAGCCGCCCCUAUCCUCCUCAAGUACCUCAAAAAAGUUCUGCCGAAGCCAGUCGCCCGUUCCUCAAAGUGGGUCAGCACUUCCAACCUGGAAGAAAACUGGGAUACGGACUUAGCGAAACACUCGUCGGCUGACUAUCACACUAACAAUCUUUUGAGUUCGGUGUACUUUGAAGAGGGACUGCGUCAGAUCCCGAAGGACUCCAUUUUGAUUGAAAUCGCGCCUCAUGGGUUACUCCAGGCGAUUUUGAAGAGGUCGUUGAAGUCGGGGUGCACCAACGUCCCGCUGACCCAUCGCGGAUCCAAGAGCGGGGUUGAGUUCCUGUUGGGUGCGUUAGGUAAAUUGUAUCUAGCUGGGUUGAACAUGGAAGUUUCUAAGUUAUUCCCGACGGUUGAAUACCCGGUGAGCAGAGGUACCGCGUGUUUGGCGAACUUAGCCCAUUGGGAACACAGCGAGACUUGGAGGACCGGGCUCGAGGAGAAACUCAAGUCGCUGUUUGGUGUCAGAGACUAUCAGGUGACACUCAACAGCGAGGAGUUUAGGGAGUGCGUGGGGCACCAAAUCGAUGAAAAGAUUAUCCUCCCGUGUACGUCUUAUCUGAAUACCAUUUUCGACAUCGUGGCCAGCAUUAGCACCGGUCACAAAGAACUAAUUUUUGAAAACCUUCACUUCAGGAAGGCUUUAACAGUCCCGAAGGUUGGCUCAGUCGCUCUUCACGCCAUGAUCCAGAAAGGAAGCGGCGACUUUGAAGUUUUAGCAGGCACGGAUAUUAUAGUCACUGGAAAACUAACAUUCCCUAACUCUGGUGACAAGUACAUGAUCGACCCUGUUAAAGUAGACGUUAGUCGAGACAACGUUCAACUGUCGGGAAGUGACGUCUACAACGAGUUCCAACACAGAGGUCACAAGUACUCCGGACCCUACAAAUCCAUCAAGAAUCUUACCAUCACUGAAGAUGGGUCCGUCGCGACGGUGCAAUGGGCCAAUAAAUGGACAAUGUUGGUGGAAGCUAUGAUCCAGCAGCACUUGUUCCAAGAUGGCGAACGGUACCAAGAAAUCUACGUACCGAAGAAUAUAUUGAAGAUUGUAAUCAACGAAAAUCUGCUACCCACAGAAAAGAAAGAUCUGGAGGUGCAUUACGACGUUUGGACGGGUUUGAUAACCACAGACGGGAUUCAACUGGUUGGGUUGAAACCGAUUUCGCUUCCGAGGGACCCGAAGCCGAUUUCGUUGGACUCGAUUGAUUUCACGCCUCUUGUGAACCCCACUGUACCGAAUAUCGAAAACGGUAUCAAUAUUGCCGUUCAGCUCAGUCUUGACAACUUCGAAGAGCACAAUAUAAAUAAUAUCAGUGUGAUGGAAGUCGAAAGUGGUAACCCCUCGUUAUUGGAAAGUGUUCAGAAUGUCUGCAACCAGUAUUCCAAACUUAGCCACAAUAUUUCUACCGUCAAGGACCUGACGACGAUCAUCGUACAAAAUUCGUAUCCGUUCCUUCUCGUCUAUAAUGAUGUUUUGACUGAAGACCUGGCCAAAAUUAUUUCGUCGUCGCACGGUUUCUUAUUAGCCCGAACAGGAAAUUUAGGUUCCAACCCCCAUAUUAUUCCAGUGGUUCAGUUCUCCGUUGACGGAGUUAGCUAUUCCAUCUGGCGCAAAAAGAACACCACCACUCCUAAAGUUGUCACCGUAAAAGGAGACACUUUGAGUAUUAAAGACUUGUCCAGAAGCUCUGUUUCUUGGGUUAACGAACUCUACAACGCCGUUGGCGUUGCCAAAGCCAAGAAAACCAGCGUCUUCCUAGUCACGUCAGUGGUUCCAACUGAAGGAAUUAGAAAUUUCGUCGAAGAACUUCUCUCCACUUCGGAGAUGUCCCCAGUUCGGGUUAUCUUCACUCCUGAUAAAAGAAUCGAAGACGUGAGGGUUAAAGACCCUCAAGUACAACAAGCCUUCAACUUGGAUUUGACUCUGUCGGUACUUAGAGAAGGAGUCCUGGGAACUGUUCUCCCAGUACCGGUAAAAAUCAAGGGUAAUAUCCAGAACAACCUGAAUAUAACUAGUGCAGCCAUUCGAAACAAGGUUAUUAAUUACAUUGGGGUUAACCUCAAAGACGAAACUUUAUUACCGGUGUCGGAACGCAAAACCGAACUUGGAAAUGUAGAUUACUCUGGAGUGGUGGCCACCAGUGGCCAAAAGGUUAUGGGUUUGGCGCAACUGGAUAGAGACGAGUGUAAACUCGUCCCUGAUGGUACUCUCUCGUGGGAUGUUCCUGAGGGAUGGAGUCUUGAAGAUGCGGCCACAAUCCCGCACGCUUACGUCAGCGCCUACUACUGUCUUUUCGUCAAAGGUCGCCUGAAAGAUGGUGAGACCGUACUCAUUCAUGCUGGGUGUUCACCCAUAGGGUAUGCCGCGAUUGCGAUCGCGUACCAUCAUGGGUGUCAAGUGUUCACGACCGUGUCAACCGACUGGCAAAGAACUUACCUCAAGAAACAAUUCAGCAAAUUAGACGAUGAGCACAUCUACAGUUCUGACGACGGGAAGUUUGAACCUUUGCUACUAAUGGCAACCGAGGGUGUUGGGGCCCAAGUCAUUAUUAAUAACUUGUCGGGUUCGCUUCUACAAGGUUCCGUUGGGUGUUUGGGGGAGUAUGGAAGGUUGCUCCAGAUCGGGAAAUACGACCUCGAGGAAAAUAACAGUUUCGGGAUGAGCGUCUUCCUGAAGAACACCUCGUUUUACGUGGUCGGUUUAGAAAACGUGUUUUUGGAGCCGAAAGAAAUCAAACAAGAAAUAAGGUCUUUGAUUCAGAAGGGGAUUGAAAGUGGUUGCGUCAAACCGGUGCAGAGGAAAGUGGUGGAACAUCAAGAUGUAGCUGAAAUUUUGAAGUCUUUGGGUAAUCCUGGCAAUAUUGGUAAAAUACUAAUCAAAGUCAACAACAACCUGUCGGUGAACAAGUUCAUUUUGAACAACCCGUCUCAGUUUAUCUGUGAUUCCAAAAAUUCGUACUUGGUUUAUGGUGGUACUUCUGAAAACUGGACUGACGCCGUCGAGUGGCUAAUUUUGCGUGGUGCCCGAAAAAUCGUAGUUUCGUCGGACUCCAAAUCCCAACAAACGUACAUCAAUCGUCGACUUUCCCUUCUCCAGUCGUACUUCGGGGCGAAUAUAAUUUACGCACCACCAAAGGCUCACACAAGAGAAGGCGCAGUCGAAUUACUGAACGAGGUCUACCAUUUGGGACCAAUUCACUGCGUACUAUUAUUACCCAGUAAAACCAACAAUUCACGAAUUAGCGAAACCAAAUCUAUCCAGUACAUCGAUAACGCCUUACGGACAAUAGCACCAAAAGCCAUCCUCAUCAACUUCAUUUCUAACGCCGCUGGAAUCUGUCAGUUCCGGUCAGAAGCCAGUUUCUUAACUUACAACAUCCAGUGGCAGAAAGAUCUAGAGUUUAGCGAAAUCCUAGGAGGUUUGGACCAAAUCCUGAGCUACAAAGUCAAAGACAUAUUCGUGAAGAACGACAAAGUCAGCGAUUCACACCAAGAAACGGCACAGUCCCUAUUUAAAAAACUUAGUCUGCUCCUACCCACGUCUUUACCCGACUUCAUCGAAGAAGUGGAAGACGCUCCUUCUAAACCCGACUUGGUGCAACUACCCACUCUCGGACCGAGAGAAAUGCGCGAAUUGUCUCCCGUAUUUAUAAUCCCAGGACUUGCAGGAACCAAAGAAAUGAUGGACAUGGCAUUCCAACUCUUGUACCCGACGUUCUGUGCGGUCUAUCCUUCAACCCCGAUCUCGAUUAAAGAACUAGCGAAGGAGUUGGUUGAGAAAAUACUAAAAAUUUGGCCUAAAGGCGCCUACAAUAUCAUCGGGGUAUCAUGGGGAGGUCCUCUCAUGGUCGAAGUAGCCCGAAUUUUAGACAAGUUAGGUGCUAGCUUGCACCUUUACUUUGUAGAUGCGGCCCCUGAAACUAUAAAAGCGGCUGUUAAGCAUCUGGGGGAGGGUGCAAACAUGGAAACUAACUUAUUAACCAGAGUGCUGAAAAUUAACGACACGGAAGUUGUCAAGAGCAUAGAGCAAGCACCCGAGUGGAAUGUGCGGCUUAAACUGGCCCUCGAUAGUUAUCAGGGUACUGAGUCUGAUAAAAAGUUACUAGGAGACGGAUUAGUCAACUUGAAGACGCAUCUUCAGAGUGUGAUGUCGUACGAACCGACUGAUGAACUGGUUUCAGGGCAAAUCCACUUGAUUCGACCAUCAGGGUCUAGUAAAUACGACAACUGUGGACUCGUUUCGUAUUGUAAGCAAACUCCACAAAUUCAUUUGGUCAACGGCGAUCACUUAAGCAUUAUAAAUAGCUUAGGCACAACUGAGUACAUCAAUGAGAAGCAUUAUUUGAUAUAGUUAGUGUGUGUGUUUUUUUAUGGCAAAAGGUAAUAAAGGAAUUUGAGCAG
Zophobas morio is the source of this 6587-nucleotide messenger RNA. RefSeq names its product fatty acid synthase-like. Gene Ontology annotation, molecular function: oxidoreductase activity; fatty acid synthase activity. Gene Ontology annotation, biological process: fatty acid biosynthetic process. NCBI's taxonomy places the organism in Eukaryota, Metazoa, Arthropoda, Insecta, Coleoptera, Tenebrionidae. The record is from RefSeq and is a predicted model, not a curated record. The transcript is spliced from 19 exons. Bases 88 to 6537 code for a protein of 2149 amino acids.